UUUGAUUUGUCAACAGACAAGAGAUAGGGGCUUCCGGGAAGAUGACAAAGCAGUAAGCAGCAGAACAAAGAGCCUCUCUGAGAGAUACCGUCUAGCACCGGGAAUAUACCAUCGUGAGGAAGACAAGAAAGAAGUAAGUGGGUCCGUUGGACCCAGGAAGAGUCUGAAGUCUGGAUCAAGCCCAUAGAAGGAGUAAAAAGAAAAACCUCAAUGAAGAAGGCUGUAGCUGGUGGUGCCUUCACCAGGAGCCGGAUUCACUGCAUGAGGGGAGGUGUUGGAACAUGGGGACGUGUGGCCAUAGUGACAGUGGCGGCUGGCAACCCCAGAGGCCUCUGCAGAGAGACUCAGCAGUGGAAGGGAGCAGUGGACGUGGAGGACUCUACUGGCUGGUGGUAGUUCCAUUUGCCAGCAGAAUGAAUACAGAAAGGGACUCAGAAACAACAUUUGAGGAAGAUUCUCAGCCAAACGAUGAAGUGGUUCCCUACAGUGAUGAUGAAACCGAGGAUGAACUUGAAGACCAAGAGCCUGCUGUUGAGCCAGAACAGAAUCGCGUCAACAGAGAAGUGGAAGAAAACCGGGAUACAAUCAAAAAAGAUUGUACAUGGCACAUCAAAGCAAAUGAUCGAAAGUUUCAUGAACAAUCUCAUUUUAUGAAUACUAAGUUCUUUUGUAUUAAGAAGAGCAAGUAUGCGAAUAAUGCAAUUAAGACAUAUAAAUACAACGUAUUUACCUUUCUACCCCUGAAUUUGUUUGAGCAGUUUAAGAGAGCAGCCAAUAUAUAUUUUGUGGGCCUUCUUAUCCUACAGGCAAUUCCUCAAAUAUCUACCCUGGCAUGGUACACCACACUUGUGCCCCUACUUCUGGUGCUGGGCAUCACUGCUAUCAAAGAUCUGGUGGACGAUGUGGCUCGGCAUAAAAUGGACAAGGAAGUCAACAAUAGGACAUGUGAAGUCAUUAAGAAUGGCAGGUUCAAAAGUACCAAGUGGAAAAACAUUCAAGUUGGAGAUGUCAUUCGUCUGAAGAAAAAUGAUUUUGUUCCAGCUGACAUUCUGUUGCUAUCCAGCUCUGAACCUAAUAGCCUCUGCUAUGUGGAAACAGCCGAACUUGAUGGAGAAACCAAUUUAAAAUUCAAAAUGGCACUUGAAAUCACAGACCAAUACCUUCAAAGAGAGGAUACCUUGGCAAUAUUUGACGGUUUUAUUGAAUGUGAAGAACCCAACAACCGAUUAGAUAAGUUUACAGGAACACUAUUUUGGAGAAAAAGAAGUUUUCCUUUGGAUGCUGAUAAAAUUCUGUUACGUGGUUGUGUAAUUAGGAACACCGAUAUCUGCCAUGGAUUGGUCAUUUUUGCAGGUGCUGACACUAAGAUAAUGAAGAAUAGUGGGAAAACCAGAUUUAAAAGAACUAAAAUUGAUUAUUUGAUGAACUACAUGGUUUACACGAUCUUCGUUGUUCUCAUCCUGCUUUCUGCUGGCCUUGCCAUUGGUCAUGCUUACUGGGAAGCGCAAGUUGGCAAUUACUCUUGGUACCUCUAUGAUGGAGAAAAUGCCACGCCCUCCUACCGUGGAUUCCUGAAUUUCUGGGGCUACAUCAUCAUUCUGAACACCAUGGUGCCCAUCUCUCUCUAUGUCAGUGUGGAAAUAAUUCGUCUGGGACAGAGUCACUUCAUUAACUGGGACCUGCAGAUGUACUACUCUGAGAAGGACACACCCGCAAAGGCUAGGACCACUACGCUAAAUGAGCAGCUGGGGCAGAUCCAUUACAUCUUCUCUGAUAAGACGGGGACACUCACACAAAAUAUCAUGACCUUUAAAAAGUGCUGCAUCAAUGGGCAAAUCUAUGGAGAUCAUCGAGAUGCAUCUCAACAUAGUCACAGCAAAAUAGAGCAAGUUGAUUUUAGCUGGAAUACAUUUGCUGAUGGGAAGCUUCAAUUUUAUGACCAUUAUCUCAUUGAGCAAAUAUUAUCAGGGAAGGAGCCAGAAAUCCGGCAGUUCUUCUUCUUGCUCGCAGUCUGCCACACGGUCAUGGUGGACCGAACUGACGGUCAGAUCAACUACCAGGCAGCCUCUCCUGAUGAAGGUGCCCUGGUAAACGCUGCAAGGAAUUUUGGCUUUGCCUUUCUUGCCCGGACACAGAACACAAUCACCAUCAGUGAGCUGGGCACUGAGAGGACCUACGAUGUUCUUGCCAUUUUAGACUUCAACAGUGACCGGAAGCGAAUGUCUAUAAUAGUGAGAACCCCCGAAGGCAACAUCAGGCUCUACUGUAAGGGUGCUGACACUGUGAUUUAUGAACGGUUACAUCAAAUGAAUCCUAUAAAGCAAGAAACACAAGAUGCCCUGGAUAUCUUUGCGAGUGAAACUCUUCGAACUCUGUGCCUUUGCUACAAGGAAAUUGAAGAAAAGGAAUUUGCAGAAUGGAAUAAAAAGUUUAUGGCUGCUAGCGUGGCCUCAACCAACCGGGAUGAGGCUCUGGAUAAAGUGUACGAGGAGAUUGAAAAAGACUUAAUUCUAUUAGGCGCUACAGCUAUUGAAGACAAGCUUCAGGAUGGAGUUCCAGAGACCAUUUCGAAACUUGCGAAAGCUGACAUUAAGAUCUGGGUGCUCACUGGAGACAAAAAGGAAACUGCUGAAAACAUAGGAUUUGCUUGUGAACUUCUGACAGAAGAUACCACUAUCUGCUAUGGGGAAGAUAUAAAUUCUCUUCUUCACACUCGGAUGGAAAACCAGAGAAAUAGAGGUGGAGUCUAUGCAAAAUUUGCACCUGUUGUGCAUGAACCUUUUUUCCCACCUGGUGAAAACCGUGCCUUGAUAAUCACUGGCUCAUGGCUGAAUGAAAUUCUUCUAGAGAAAAAGGCCAAGAAAAGUAAUAUUCUGAAGCUGAAGUUCCCCAGGACAGAGGAAGAGAGACGAAUGCGGACUCAAAGCAAGAGGAGGCUCGAGGCCAAGAAAGAGCAGCAGCAGAAGAACUUCGUGGACCUGGCCUGCGAGUGCAGCGCUGUCAUCUGCUGCAGAGUGACCCCCAAGCAGAAGGCCAUGGUAGUGGACCUGGUGAAGAGGUACAAGAAGGCCAUCACCCUGGCCAUUGGAGAUGGAGCCAAUGACGUGAACAUGAUCAAAACUGCCCACAUUGGGGUUGGAAUAAGUGGACAAGAAGGAAUGCAAGCUGUCAUGUCCAGUGACUACUCCUUUGCCCAGUUUAGAUACCUGCAGAGGCUACUGCUGGUGCAUGGCCGGUGGUCUUACAUAAGGAUGUGCAAGUUCCUGCGAUACUUCUUUUAUAAAAACUUUGCCUUCACUUUGGUUCACUUCUGGUACUCCUUCUUCAAUGGCUACUCGGCACAGACAGCAUACGAGGACUGGUUCAUCACCCUGUACAAUGUGGUAUACUCCAGUCUACCCGUGCUCCUCAUGGGGCUGCUUGAUCAGGAUGUGAGUGACAAACUAAGCCUCCGAUUCCCUAGGUUGUAUGUAGUGGGACAAAGAGACUUAUUAUUCAACUAUAAGAGAUUCUUCGUCAGCUUGCUGCAUGGAAUCUUGACAUCGAUGGUCCUCUUCUUCAUCCCUUUUGGGGCUUAUCUGCAAACUGUGGGGCAGGAUGGAGAGGCACCUUCAGACUACCAAUCUUUUGCUGUCACAGUUGCCUCAGCGCUGGUAAUAACAGUCAAUUUCCAGAUUGGUUUGGAUACAUCUUAUUGGACUUUUGUGAAUGCUUUUUCAAUUUUUGGAAGCAUUGCACUUUAUUUUGGCAUCAUGUUUGACUUUCACAGUGCUGGAAUCCAUGUUCUCUUUCCAUCUGCAUUUCAAUUUACAGGCACAGCUUCCAAUGCCCUGAGGCAGCCCUAUAUUUGGCUGACUAUCAUCUUGACUGUGGCAGUGUGUUUAUUGCCUGUUGUUGCCAUCCGUUUCUUGUCAAUGACGAUUUGGCCAUCAGAAAGUGAUAAGAUCCAGAAACAACGCAAGCGGCUGACGGCCGAGCAGCAGUGGCAGCGGCGGCCGACCGCCUUCCGCCGGGGGGCGUCCUCGCGACGCUCGGCCUACGCCUUCUCGCACCAGCGGGGCUACGCCGACCUCAUCUCGUCGGGGCGCAGCAUCCGGCGGAAGCGCGCGCCCCUGGACGCCAUCAUCGCGGACGAGGGCAUCGCGACCCCGGGCACCGCCGAGUACAGGCGCAAGGCGGACAGCUGAGGGUCGCCCCGCCGGCAGCGCGCUCACAGCGGCUGCUUUUGUAUGGAAGACUCUCAGGACUUUUUUUUUUAAACUGAAUGUGUCACAAAGAUACUGAAGGCAAUAAUUUUUAUAACAAACUACUUGGGUUGCGCUAUUAUGUAGUUGCAAAGCCAAGAAAAUCUAUUAUUAUGUUGGUUAUGGUCGUCAUGAUUCAAAGGGAAUGUUUUAAUCCAGAUUCAAUCUAGGAAAUGUCUUAUAUUUCAGUUCGAAUGACCCUGCAUUAUAAAAUGACAACUGAAUUUUCCUGUCUGUGAUCUUCAGCAUGGAUUUCCCAGGAAUUUUCUUCAUUAGUCACUUUACUAGCAAAGUAAGUGUGUGUGUGUGUGUGUGUGUGUGUGUGUGUGUGUGUGUGUGUGUGUGUGUGGUGUGUGACUGGGGAGUGAACCUAGAGCCUUGUACAUGCCAGGAAUGAGAUUUACCACCGAACUACCUGCCAGCCCUAACAAACAUAUAAAUGGUUUUUACAACACAGUUUUCAAAAACAGGCUAUUGUCAGUGGUUCCUAAGUUACAAUUAGGAGAAAUAAAUUCUGUUGUUGCACAAUAGGAUGUCUAUAGAUAAUAAUGAGCUAUGUAUUUCACAAAAGCUAAAGGAAAAAAACAAUCUUUUCAUCACACACAAAAAGAUAAAUGUUUGAAGACACAGGAAAACUAUGAUUUGUACACAGUACAAUUUAUACACUUACUGAAGUGUUACACAUGGUAGGCUGGGGGUGUACAGAACCAUGCAGAAGACUGUGGGCUCAAUCCCCAGCACCUCUGUUUUAAUAAAAAGAACCAUAAGAUGGUAUAUCAUAAAUAUGUAUAAUUAUUAUGUAUAAAUUACUAAUUUUAUUUUUAAGGAAGAAUCCCUACCAAAAAACUUGUGGUUCCCUUUGGAGGAAGACGCUAUUGUAACCAGGUGCAGUGGUACACACCUGUAAUCCUAAUGCCUACCACUCAGGAGACUAUGGAAGGAUGAUCGCCAUGAGUUUGAAGCUGCCUGGACUACAUAGUGAGUUCAGGAUCAGCCGGAACUACAUGGGGAGACUCAGUCUCAAAAACAAGGAAAGGAAGAAGGGAGGGAAGAACGGAAGGCAGGCAGGCAGGCAUGUUUUAGAUUCUUCAACCCACUGGCCAAAUAGCAGGGGUGUCAUCAGGGUGACUGGUCUUACUUAUCCAGCAAGCAAAAGGUUACUGCUAUAUAGAGGAAUAGAUCCAAAACCCAGGGGAUCUUUUGGGAGCUAUCCCUAGAGCUACCUGGCAUAAAAACGGAAGACCUAGUAUGUAGUGAAGGAAAUAAGCAUAAACAUACAAAUAAAACCUGAGGAUAUCAGUAAUAAAUUCCAGAACAUUUCACAGAGCUGUAUUUUGAAAAUCAAACGAAUAUGCUUGCUUACAUGCAAAAUCCUUUACAAGGCCCCUGAACAGAAACUACACUGUUUGUCACCUGACUUGUUUCUUGAGAGAAAAGGCCUUUGGCAAUAGUUCUGUCUUUCAAACUUUAGGAUAACUUUAAGUGGUUAUGGAGAAUAUCCUCCUGCAUAAGAUAAGUUAUUUUUUUCCAUGUUAUGCCUUUUACUCACUACGAAGUCCCUUUGAAGUCCUGUGAAGAAAUCACAAGUGUACAUUUCUAUAUGCAUAGGACAGAAAAAUUUAAUUGUUAAUUUUAUAGUGCAUUUUCUAGGUGUGAUAAAAGAAUUCAUGGUUAUUCUAUGAAAAUAAAUUUCUGAAAGUUUACAACUUUAUAUUGUAAAUAAAAAGAAUUGUUUGUGUCUUUCUCUUUAUUUUUUACAGAAAAGUUAGCUUAUGUAAUUUUUUCAGUUACAGAUUUCUGUUUUUUGAAUUGUGGGAAAAGCUGACAAUGCAAAUGUGUCAAAGACUUAUACUGUUGGGUGCAAUAUUAAUUUUAAAAUACAAAUUGCUUUGGAUAAAUUAUUUCUAUAUGCUGUAAAUCUGAGAUUGAAUGUAUAUUUUUGUUUAAAAAAUAAAUGUUUUAGUAAAA
Cavia porcellus (domestic guinea pig) is the source of this 6212-nucleotide messenger RNA. RefSeq names its product ATPase phospholipid transporting 8B1 (gene Atp8b1). NCBI's taxonomy places the organism in Eukaryota, Metazoa, Chordata, Mammalia, Rodentia, Caviidae. The record is from RefSeq and is a predicted model, not a curated record. Gene Ontology annotation, biological process: Golgi organization; phospholipid translocation. Gene Ontology annotation, cellular component: trans-Golgi network; plasma membrane. Gene Ontology annotation, molecular function: ATPase-coupled intramembrane lipid carrier activity; ATP hydrolysis activity; magnesium ion binding. The transcript is spliced from 28 exons. The coding region runs from base 282 to 4187 and encodes 1301 amino acids.